UUGCCGGUUGUUUUAUUAUUUUCCGUAGUUUUGUAAACUUUAGAAAUUGAAAAUAAAGCAAACAUUUAUUUGGAAAUCGGAAAUCUUGAAUCUACUAAAUUAAGACUGUAUCAGGUGCUACUAAGUGAAGUACGGCGGUGUAUAAUGACAUAUAAAGUGUUUUUAAGCAUUUCUAUCGCUCUCGUCUCAUACUUGGUGUACGGUUUUUAUACUAGCAUGAAAAAGAAGUCACCUCGGAAAGAGAUUCAUGAAGCUAUAUUCUUUUCGCCGGGAAACAAUGGGAAUAUGAAAAAAAGUAAAUAUUCCCGGUGUAUGGUUACUGAAAGCAUGGAGAGAUUUUUGUAUUAUUUGAACACACCACGUUAUACGUUAGACAUUUGCAUGUAUGUGAUGACAAAUUCAGAUAUUACAAAUGUAGUACUAAAACAGCACUAUAAAGGAGUGAAGGUAAGACUGAUUCUUGAUGCUGACAUGGCAUUUUCAUCAGGAUCAAGUUUGAAGAAGCUAGAAAAGCAAGGGAUUCCUGUGCGAUGGAUGAAGUCUACAAACUUAAUGCAUCACAAGUUCUGUUUGCUGGAUGCAUGCAGUGAUAAUCCUGAUGUAGUGCCUGUUGUCAUGAUGGGUUCAUUAAAUUGGACAAACCAAGCACUGAAUGGUAAUUGGGAGGAUGUUGCGGUGACGUCACAGCCAGACCUAGUGAGACAAUAUAAGGAAGAAUUUGAAAGACUUUAUGAACUUUUUACUCCUAUUGUUAAUUUGGUAUAAGGUUAACAUAGGUUCUUUAUAUAUAGCUAUGUUUUGGUACUCUGAUUUAAACAGAUUUUAUUGAAUUGGUUAUAUCUAGAGGUAUUUUUCAUUAUUAUAUUUAAUGCUUGUAUAAUUUGAUAGUUGUCAAAGUAAUACCUACUCCUGGUGUUUUUCUCAUUAUGUCCUGCUGUCAAAUUAAUCUUGUAUUUAUAAUAGAAUUGAUUUUAUAAGAAGAUUUAUUAAGUGCAAGUGAUUGUUUUGUAGAUUGGAGUAUUAACAUGUGAUUUUAUUAUUUGAGUUGCUUUUUUCUUAUGUCAUUGACUAGAUUGUAAUAAGGAAAACUAGAAAGCUGUAUUUUAAGUUUAAACUAACUGCCUAGCAGUGCUAUUUGUAUGGGUAUUAGGUAUAAAGUAAUACCUACCAAACUUUUUUUCUUAUAAAAAUUAAGGUUCUUGGUACAAAUUAAAGUGAUUUGAUUUAUC
Messenger RNA from Pectinophora gossypiella (pink bollworm), 1229 nucleotides. RefSeq lists its product as uncharacterized. The transcript has a single exon. The coding region runs from base 145 to 765 and encodes 206 amino acids. Gene Ontology annotation, cellular component: mitochondrion. NCBI's taxonomy places the organism in Eukaryota, Metazoa, Arthropoda, Insecta, Lepidoptera, Gelechiidae. Gene Ontology annotation, molecular function: RNA endonuclease activity producing 5'-phosphomonoesters, hydrolytic mechanism. Gene Ontology annotation, biological process: piRNA processing. The record is from RefSeq and is a predicted model, not a curated record.